AUCAAUAGGAAGAAAGGCAAGGACUGCUUGACAUCUCACCUAACAAAAUUAUGGUGCUGAUCCCCUCCAAGCAGAGUAUAUACAAACAGUUGUCGGAUCCGAGGCUUUCAGUUUUUCUUUUUCAUUUCACUUGUCUCUUUCUCUGCCAAUUCGUCAUUUCUCUGCCAUCUCCAGAUCUCCUCACCUCCACACAAAUUACUAUUAGAUAACAAGAAGAAAAGCACAAGACAUAAGCCCACAGCAGAGCUUCUUGUGUGUAGAAGGCAGUGAGACUCAGAGCAUGGGACCGUCUCUUCAUUCUCCUCCUACACAGGUUUACCUGGUCAUGAUGGCAUAUGAUCCAGAAUACGAGCGUCUCAGGGCUGACAGCAAUAGAAGUGCAGCACAGCAGCUGGAUAGAUAUGUGAAGAACAAGCAUGACACGCUACUGCAAAGAACGUUGAAGCCCGGUACUUACAAGAAGCGUUUCUCUUGGGUGAUUGUCGAUGGUUUUGCAGCUGAGAUGACAUCUGACCAGGCGGACAAACUGAGAUCUGCAGAUGGAGUAAGAGUUGUUGAAAAAGACCAGGAGAUCGGCAUGUAAGAGUUUUUUGUGAUUUAAAUUAGGUUGUUAGUGAGUUGUGGGCAUGGAGUCAUUGUUUGGGUUUGAUGUCAGAUUCUUAAUUAUGCUCAUAAAAACCAUGGCAAUGAUGAGCUGAGACAUUAUCGCACGCAUCUCGUUUUAGCAAAAUAAUAAAUGGAAGGAUUAAUUCUAACAGUACCUAGUACCUGCUGUAAAGUUGAAUAAGAAUAGAGACAUUUUCAGUGGGCUGUACAAGAUCGGCCAGCUGACAGUCACUCGUAACAGUAAGAGAUUAAGCGCGUGGUACCUACAAAUACUGACCCAGUCAGUACCACUUGCAAGCAUUUUAGUUAAAACAGCAGUUGUUAUUCUAAGGCAAUUUUUUAUGCCAUUUGCAGUUUGCUUCUAAAUAAUUGUUGUGAUUAAGGGUCAAUUUUUUAUGCCGUCUAAAUCAACUAUUUGGUUAA
Messenger RNA from Cryptomeria japonica (Japanese cedar), 1029 nucleotides. Its product is annotated as subtilisin-like protease SBT2.5. The coding region runs from base 281 to 583 and encodes 100 amino acids. NCBI's taxonomy places the organism in Eukaryota, Viridiplantae, Streptophyta, Pinopsida, Cupressales, Cupressaceae. The transcript has 3 exons. The record is from RefSeq and is a predicted model, not a curated record.